GGAGACGGAGUUUGUUAGCUAUCAACGCUACGUGCUGGUUAACAGUUGCAGCCCUGUUGUUACGGAAAGAUAAUUACUAACUGCGCCAAUAAAGUCGCGAUUUUAAUACGGGUACCAUUUCAAUGGGCUCCAAGAGAAGACGAGCCACCUCUUCUUCCAGCAGUGUCAGCGGAGGAGACUUUGAUGAUGCUGCCUCAUCAACUCCAGUCAGUGGAUGGAAGAGGAGGAGAGCUUCCACUGCUCCUUCUGUUGAUCAAAUUGCUGUGUGCCAUGAAUUGUACAACACUGUCAGAGAUUACAAAGAUGACCAAGGCAGACAGAUCUGUGAGCUUUUUGUUCGUGCACCAAAGAGGAGGAAUCAGCCUGACUAUUAUGAAGUGGUGAGCCAGCCCAUAGACAUGAUGAAAAUACAGCAGAAGCUCAGGGCAGAGGAAUACCAGGAUGUAGAGCAGUUCUCAGCUGACUUUCAUCUGCUUAUUAAUAACACCAAAGCAUACUAUCAAGCCAACAGUGCAGAGUACAGAGCUGCCUGUAGGCUUUUGAACGUCUUCCUGACUAUCAAGAAUGAACUACUACACGGAGCCGAAGGAGAAGAGGCUGAGGAUGAUGAGGAAGGUGAAGAUGCGGAAAACCCAAGUGCUUCCAUGGAGGAGGAGAGACCUCCAAGCUAUCUAAAAGCCAUUCUGGAGCAGCUCUUGGAGGCCAUAGUAUCAUGCACUGAUUCCUCAGGGAGGCUUGUUAGCGAGCUAUUCCAAAAACUUCCCUCCAGAUUGCAUUAUCCAGACUAUUAUGCUGUAACAAAAGAACCAAUAGAUCUGCGCACUGUGGCUCAGAGGAUACAGGCGGGACAUUACAAAUCCAUCAGUGCCAUGGCCAAGGACAUUGAUCUUUUGACAAAAAAUGCCAAAGCAUACAAUGAGCCAGGGUCACAAGUUUUCAAGGAUGCAAACACAAUUAAGAAGGUAUUUGCCCAGAGAAGGACUGAGAUUGAGCAGGCUGAACCCACUAAAUCUAGCCUCCGCAUCAGAAAUCGGAGGUCUGCUCAGGGUGACCGGCUGUCUGCCAUCACUAUGGCUCUUCAGGCUGGAUCUGAAAGUGAAGAAGACUCUAUUCUCAAAGGCACUGUACGUUAUGACACUGGAGAAUCGGAGGCCGAUUGCGGUCUCAGUGCAGGUGACCCAAUCUUCUUGUUGUACCAGUCAAUGCGAGGAGCCCGAAGCGUUCAGGGGCUGCUUCUCGCUGAACCCUUCCUCCAACUGCCCACACGAAGGGAAUACCCAGACUACUACCAUCAGAUCAAAAACCCCAUCUGCCUACAACAGAUCAGGGAUAAAAUGAAGAAUGGGGACUAUGAAGGAGUUGAGCAGAUUGAGGCUGACCUCACGUUAAUGUUUGAGAAUGCUAAACGCUACAACAUGCCCAACUCCACCAUAUACAAACGUGCUCAGAGGUUACAGCAAAUAAUGCAGCAAAAGAAAAGAGAGCUCCGAGAUGACAAUGAAGUGGACGUCUCUACUGCAAAUUCAGAAUUGGGAAGUGGUAAAAGGAAAAGCCACAAGAAGAACACCAAGAAAAACCGAAUGAAGAUGCUGUAUGCUGCAGUGACUGAGGCACGUGAGGCAGGCACUGGACGGCACCUCUGUGAUCUCUUCAUGGUGAAGCCCUCUAAGAAGGAUUACCCAGACUACUACCAGAUCAUCCAAGAUCCAAUGGACCUGCGUACCAUCGAGAACAAUAUCCGUACUGAGCGUUAUAACAAUGAGGAAGCACUUAUGGAUGGCAUGAAGCUUAUGUUUCGUAAUGCCCGCCACUAUAAUGAGGAAGGAUCUCAGGUUUAUAAUGAUGCGAACAUCUUGGAGAAGAUGGUUAAGGAUAAACAGAAGGAGCUUGGCCCUCCCCCCGAGGAAGAUGACAUGGGCUCUCCCAAACUCAAGCUUCGCCGUAGUGGAGUUGCUGCCUCCCCUAAAAAGGCCCGCACUCACACCACACCACUCCAGCAGAAGCUUACUGAUCUCUACGAAGCUGUGCGCAACUUCACAGACAAUCGUGGCCGACGUCUCAGCACCGUCUUCCAGCGUCUGCCUUCACGUUCUGAGCUGCCUGACUAUUACGCCGCCAUUAAGCGUCCUAUUGACAUGGAGCGUAUACGCAGCUACAUGGUGCAGGGACGCUACCAAGACGUCGACUCGCUAGCAGAAGAUUUAAUUCUUAUGUUCAACAACGCCUGCACCUACAACGAGCCAGAGUCUUUAAUAUACCGAGAUGCACUGCUGCUCCAUCGAGCCUUUCUGGAAGCUCGUCGACAGAUGGAGGAGGAAGAGGAUGGAGAUGAAGGUGGACUGGGUGGUUUGUCAGUUGCCUCUCUCGUGCAUGAGCUCAUCCGGAACCUCUUCGUUUCGAUGAUGGGUCACCAGGAUGACGAAGGCCGCUGCUAUAGUGACUCUUUGGCGGAGGUUCCCGCCAUUGACCCUGCUAACCCAGAGGACCCACCCCUCACUUUAGAGAUUAUUCGUAAUAAUGUGGAUCGUGGUCGCUAUCGGAGACUGGAUGUGUUCCAAGAGCAUGUGUUUGAGGUGCUGGAGAAAGCAAGACGUCUCAACAGGACCGAUUCUGAGAUCUUUGAGGAUUCUGUGGAGUUACAGCAUUUCUUUGUGAAGAUCCGUGACGAGCUGUGCAAGAAUGGCGAAAUCUUGCUGACCCCAGCACUGAGCUACACAUCCAAACAUCUGCAUGCCGACAUAGAUCAAGAGAAGAGAGAGAAACUGCCCCAAGAAAUUGAGGAAGAUCGGCUGAAACGGGAGGAAGACAAAAAAGCUCUUCCAGAAGAGGACAAAGCAGAGGGUGCUGCAGGAAGCCAGUGGCCCUCUGGUCCUCAAAGCUCAUAUAGUCAGGACUGCAACUUUGAGAACAACACCUACAGCGUGGGAGAUUGUGUGUAUGUUCAGCCUUCAGAAGCGAAUUUGCAGCCUCACAUUGUCUGCAUUGAGAAACUCUGGAAGGACGAAGCUGGUGAGCAGUGGAUGUAUGGAUGUUUGUUUUAUCGUCCAGGAGAAACUUUCCAUCUGGCAACGCGCAAGUUUCUGGAGAAGGAAGUAUUCAAGAGCGACUACAAUAACCGUGUGUCUUUCAGCAAGAUCUUGGGGAAAUGUGUUGUGUUGUUCGUAAAGGAGUAUUUUAAGUCGCAACCGGAAGGCUUUAGACCCGAAGACGUCUAUGUCUGCGAAUCCCGCUACACUGCCAGGACCAAAACCUUCAAGAAGAUCAAAAUAUGGUCCAUGCCACCAAGCUCUGUCAAACUAGUCCCUCGGGAGGUUCCGUUACCCAUAGUCAGAGUUGCCUCCAUGUUUGUCAGUGCUAAAGACAAAGUGUCUGAUCUUCCUGAUGGAGAGAACGGGGGCUUCGUCGAGAAGGAGCAAGAAGACGUUCCAGUCGAAGUGGCCAAUGGGGAGCCUGGAUGCCAGUACUAUGAACAGCUCCGCUACAAUGACAUGUGGCUUAAAUUGGGUGACUGUGUCUACAUACGCUCCCACAGGCUGGUGCGACCACGAGUUGGCAGAAUCGAGAAGAUGUGGUUGCGGGAUGGAGCAGCAUUCUUCUUUGGACCCAUCUUCAUCCACCCUGAGGAAACAGAACAUGAGCCAACAAAGAUGUUCUACAAACGUGAGGUGUUCCUCAGCAGCCUGGAGGAGACCUGUCCUAUGACCUGCAUCUUAGGGAAAUGUGUGGUCUCCUCUUUUAAGGACAUACUGUCCUGCAGACCAACUGAAUGUCCAGAAGAAGACAUGCUCCUGUUUGAAAGUCGCUACAUUGAGAGUGAAAAGCAUAUGAAGAAGUUUAAAGCCCUUAAACGCUUUUCCCUCUCAGCCAAAGUGGUUGAUGAUGAGAUCUUCUACUUUAGAAAACCCACCGUGCCCCAGAAGGUGCCAUCCCCCCUGCUGGAUAAGAAGAUUGAGGAGCUAGAGGCUAAGUUUGCAGACAUGGAGGAUCUGGAUGAAGAUAUGGAUGAUCUGGAUGAUGACGACGAAGCAGCAGCGACGCCCUCAAUGCCACCCAGUCAGGCAUCUACAACCAGUGACGUGGAUAUGCCUUAUACACCACCACAGUCCACACCAAAGAUUAAGGGUAUGUCAAAAAAGGAAGGAGCCAAGCGCAAGAUCAACAUGAGUGGCUACAUCCUGUUUAGCAGUGAAGUGAGGGCUAUUAUAAAGGCUCGUCACCCUGAUUUCUCCUUUGGAGAGCUGAGCCGACUGGUGGGCACAGAAUGGAGGAACCUGGAAACUUCUAAGAAGGCAGAAUAUGAAGCACAAAGAAAAGACUGUCGGCUCACCAGGGAGCAGGAGAGCCGUCUCCCUACUCACUGGCUGAAAAGCAAGGGCGCUCACACCACGAUGGCCGACGCAUUAUGGCGACUCCGAGACCUGAUGAUGAAAGACACGUUCAAUAUCCGACAGGCAUACAACCUUUAA
Sinocyclocheilus anshuiensis is the source of this 4466-nucleotide messenger RNA. Its product is annotated as protein polybromo-1-like. Gene Ontology annotation, biological process: transcription elongation by RNA polymerase II; chromatin remodeling. Gene Ontology annotation, cellular component: SWI/SNF complex; RSC-type complex. Gene Ontology annotation, molecular function: protein binding; chromatin binding. Lineage: Eukaryota; Metazoa; Chordata; Actinopteri; Cypriniformes; Cyprinidae. The record is from RefSeq and is a predicted model, not a curated record. The coding region runs from base 123 to 4466 and encodes 1447 amino acids. The transcript has 26 exons.